AUAAUAACCAAAAAAGCAACCCAGAAAAAACAAUAAAAGAAUUUGUCACCGUCACGCGCUGUAACCAGCGAAUACGAUGCCAACAGCAAUAUACUACUUCCCCAGUCCCCACUUCAAGCCUCUCUCUCUCUCUCUCUGAUUCUCUGGACAUUCCACCGCACUUUCUCUCUCUCUUCCUUUCAGCUUUUGGUCUUUGCGGGGCUCAACUAUCUUACGCGUCCACCGCGCUCCUUGCCUUCUUUAUUUCUCCAGAACUUGUUGCCUUCUUCUGCUUCUUCUUCUUCAGCCUUGUCGUCUCCCAGAUCUGUGUAUUUCGCGUCUUGCCCAAUCCUUCUUCUUCUUCUACUGCUACUUAAAGCUUGGAUUUUUAACUCUUUCUCUGUGACUCGGAGAAGAUUCAGAAAAUGAUGGACCCUGGGCAACGCCGGAAGAGGAAGCGUGUCGGUACUGGCGCUUUCUCCCUGACCCACUACUUCUCCUUGAGGUCCCUUUUUCUCUGCUCCUCCUUCUUCGUCUUCCUCUUCUUCUUAUCCUCCGAUCGCUUCUCUAUUUCUUCGUCACCUUUUCGCCCCGCCAUUAUCACAUCUCCCUUAUCACUUUUGUCCUCUUCUGCAAGUCGCUCGGUUCUAGCCUCUUCUGACCCCAAAUUGCUCCCCUUGAGAGUUGAAGAUCGGAUUGUUUUCCCUGACCAUGUGGUUUUGAUGGUAAGCAACAAAAUUCUCCGGCGGAGCCAAGAUUUGGAGUGUAUAUACUACAAGCUCUUCAACGGUUCCUCUGACGAAGGCAGUAACCAGCUCGCCGAUAUUCAAACUCAGUCCGUGCUGUCCACCGACGACUACGAUGAGUUCAGAUCCAUUGUGAGGUGCCCAAUUCCUCAGAUGAGCUAUUCAGCCGCCGCCGUGGAUUUGCGCCAGCGUGGCGAGGUGGGUCGCCGGGAUUGGGACUCGCUGGUGAACCAGACUGCUCAGUCAUGGGACAAGGUAGCGUAUGAAGCGAUUUUGGAUGGGAACACCACCGUUGUAUUUGUUAAAGGAUUGAAUCUUCGACCCCACAAGAUAUCAGAUCCGACCAAGUUCCUCUGCCACUUUGGGUUGAAGAAUUUGGGCAAAGAAAACAACUUUCUGCUCACAACCAAAGCAGUUUCAGUUGCUCAAGAAGUGGUGAGAUGUUUACUGCCAAGAGGUAUCAGAAACAGCCCAGAUAAGGCUCAGGGAAUUCGGGUUACCGUCAGCCAUUUGAGCGGCCACAUAAGGCGCCCGGUUCGCGAGCUUUUGCCUUCUGUGGCAAGAGUUCGAAGCUCAAGUCCUCAAGCUCAGAAGAGAAAAGGAAAGACAAAGAAACAUGAGCUUUGUGCUUGCACUAUGGUGUGGAACCAGGCAUCUGCGCUAAGAGAAUGGAUUAUGUACCAUUCCUGGCUUGGAGUUGAACGAUGGUUCAUCUACGACAACAACAGUGAUGAUGAUAUAGAGAAGGUGAUUCAUGAACUUGACCUGCAAGGGUAUAAUGUUAGUAGGCAAACCUGGCCAUGGAUUAAGACUCAGGAAGCAGGCUUUUCUCACUGUGCUUUGAGAGCAAGAGAUGAGUGCAAAUGGGUCGGAUUCUUCGAUGUUGAUGAGUUCUUUUACUUCCCCAAUGAAUUUCAUCACCAGUUCGGGCAUGAUGUUCCUGGUGAGAACUCACUCAAAUCUGUGGUAGCAAACUUGUCAUCCUCAAAAAUUGCAGAGAUAAGAACAGCUUGUCAUAGCUUUGGUCCUUCUGGGUUGCGCUCGCCACCUAAAAGAGGAGUGACUAUAGGGUACACAUGCAGGCUUCAGAGCCCUGAGAGACACAAGUCAAUAGUGAGGCCAGAUUUGCUUGACACUAGUCUUCUGAAUGUGGUGCACCAUUUUCAGCUGAGGAAUGGGUACAAAUAUCAGAACAUGCCUGAGAGUACUGCUAUAAUAAACCACUACAAGUAUCAGGUGUGGGAGACCUUCAAGGCUAAGUUCUUCAGAAGGGUUGCUACCUAUGUUGUUGACUGGCAAGAAGACCAAAACAAAGGAUCAAAAGAUAGAGCACCAGGGCUGGGAACAGAAGCCAUUGAACCACCUAACUGGAGGCUGCAGUUUUGUGAGGUUUGGGAUACUGGCUUGAAGGACUUCCUUUUGUCACGUUUUGCUGAGCCUGUAACAGGGGUUCUACCCUGGGAAAGGUCAUUCCUAUAAAUAUGGGGACAUUAUUCUAUCAGGGUCACCAGGCACCCUUGUAAAGCACAAUAACCAUAGCCGUAGGCAUUCAUUCUUUUCAUUGUUUUUGGGGGGGAUUCUAGGUAACAGAAAUUUUGUUUUCUUCUUUCCCCUCUCUUGUUUAAUGAUUUCUAUAAACAUGAAAACAUACUUCACAGGGCUCACACGGUUGUAUAUUAGCAGCAAUAUGAAUGGAUUCCUGUAUUUUCACUUUUAA
Messenger RNA from Neltuma alba, 2442 nucleotides. Its product is annotated as glycosyltransferase family 92 protein RCOM_0530710. Gene Ontology annotation, cellular component: cytoplasm. The record is from RefSeq and is a predicted model, not a curated record. Gene Ontology annotation, molecular function: glycosyltransferase activity. Lineage: Eukaryota; Viridiplantae; Streptophyta; Magnoliopsida; Fabales; Fabaceae. The transcript has a single exon. The coding region runs from base 405 to 2204 and encodes 599 amino acids.